AUGGCUAGCCAACUCUGCGACCCUUCUAGUGUCCUGGUCAAGAUCAAGGAAGAUGGAACGACUUAUAUAUUCGAACUUCCUCGAGAAGAACUGUGCUCACUCUCACCCUUCUUCAAAACAGCCUUCGAGGGCAGGUUCCUGGAGGCUCAAACUGGCAUAAUGGAUAUGGAAGACGUCUCAGUGGAGCUAUUUGGCGAUUUCGCAAGGUGGAUUGCGACCGAUCAGCUGCAGCAUCAUACUCUGGAAGACCUAGUAAAUCUAUACGUCCUUGCGGACAAGUUUGACAUCCGAGUCCUCCGUGAGGCCAUCACCGAUGAACUCACCACUGAGUGUUUCAAGCCAGACUUUGACGUUCCCGAUUGGAAGGUCAUUUGGUUCAUGAUGGAGAACAUCCCGAAAUGUUAUCCUAUCCACUCUCUGUUGGCAACCGCUGUUGCCAGAGUACUUUGGCACGAGGUAGAGAGGCUUGAAGGACUUCCAUAUGGAUUCGGUGUCCGGGUGAAAAGCAAUCUCGAUAAACCUUACGGCCUCUGCGAUGAGUGUUUCAGCCAAGACGAAAGCCACGACACAUCCGAAUACUGUGAUCACUUUUUCGACCAAUCCAGCGACUUUGACCCGCGCCAUUACCAUGAAGUCGUCCCUGACAACCGAGGUUGA
Aureobasidium namibiae CBS 147.97 is the source of this 657-nucleotide messenger RNA. RefSeq lists its product as uncharacterized. The coding region runs from base 1 to 657 and encodes 218 amino acids. Gene Ontology annotation, molecular function: protein binding. The transcript is spliced from 2 exons. The record is from RefSeq and is a predicted model, not a curated record. NCBI's taxonomy places the organism in Eukaryota, Fungi, Ascomycota, Dothideomycetes, Dothideales, Saccotheciaceae.